UUGUAACAAAACGCGGUGUUUGACAGGAUAAAUGUCGAAAGAUUGCAGCCGCAAAACGUUUAUAAAUAUUUGUGUUUAAAGGAUAUUAUUGAUAAAUAAAUUAUGGCGGAUGCAGCGGCACGACAGCUGCAGUAUGAAUACAAAGCCAAUUCUAAUCUUGUCCUGCAAGCCGACGUUCGGUUAAUCGAGAGACCACGUCGCGAUGAAGCUACGGGUGAAGUUGUUUCUUUGGUUGGGAAGUUGGAGGGAACUCGAAUGGGUGAUCGCUAUCAGCGUUCCAAGCCGGAAAAGACAGAGGAGCGCAAAGCAAAGCGACAGAAACGAGAUGAAGCCCAAUACGACUUUGAUCGCAUGAAAGGAGCAACUCUUCUCUCAGAAGGUAUUGACGAAAUGGUGGGAAUUGUCUACCGUCCUAAGACGCAGGAGACCCGGCAGACGUAUGAGGUGCUGCUCAGUUUUAUUCAGGAGGCACUAGGAGAUCAGCCUCGCGAUAUUCUUUGUGGUGCUGCAGAUGAAGUGCUGGCUGUACUUAAAAACGAAAAGUACAAGGAUCGUGAGAAGAAACGUGAAAUUGAUAGUUUGCUUGGAUCAGUGGCAGAUGAGAGAUUUGCGUUGCUUGUAAAUCUUGGCAAGAAAAUUACGGAUUUCGGUUCAGAUGCCAUUUCCGCUUUAGGCGUUGGGAACGACGAACAAAUCGAUGAAACUUAUGGUAUCAAUGUGCAGUUCGAAGAAUCAGAAGAAGAAAGUGAUGAGGACAUGUAUGGUGAAGUUCGUGAUGAUGACGGUCAAGACGAGGGUGAAGAAGCGCGCAUUGAUAACACUCUUCACGCAGAAAAUCUUGGAAACACUGAAGAGAACGUGAAAAAGGAAAAAGGGCUUCAUCCACUAGAUAUUGACGCUUAUUGGCUCCAACGUUGUCUCAGCAAAUACUUUGAUGAUGCCAUGGUCUCACAAGCUAAAUCAGCGGAAGUUCUUAAAAUCCUUAAGGAUUCUGGAGACGAUCGAGAAUGCGAGAACCAAUUAGUACUUUUGUUGGGCUACGAUUGCUUUGAUUUUAUCAAACAAUUGAAAAAGAAUCGCCAAAUGAUUUUGUAUUGCACUAUGUUGGCUUCAGCACAAACGGAGAGUGAAAGGCAGAAAAUUCGUGAUGUGAUGCGAAAUGAUCAUUUCCUGUCUAAAAUAUUACGUCAGCUUGAUACGGGAAAAAAUGAAGAUGACGAACAUAGCGGCUCUUCUCGGUCACAGAAACGGAAGGAGGAUACUGAUGAUCAUAGUCAUGGCAUUGCUGGCCAAGUGAUGGGUGAACGGAAAGUCCUUGAAUUGGAAGAUAUGGUUUUCACACAAGGUUCACAUUUCAUGGCAAACAAGCGAUGCCAACUGCCCGAUGGUUCUUUCCGGAAGCAGAGGAAAGGUUACGAAGAAGUUCACGUCCCCGCUCUGAAGCCAAAACCAUUCGAUGAGAAGGAAGAGCUACAACCAAUUGAUAAAUUGCCGAAGUACGUUCAACCUGUGUUCGAAGGAUUCAAAACAUUGAAUCGGAUCCAAAGUCGUUUGUGGAGAGCUACUUUGGAAUCUGAUGAGAACUUGCUUUUAUGCGCUCCAACAGGCGCAGGCAAGACUAACGUUGCUUUAUUGGCCAUGAUGCGUGAGAUUGGCAAACACAUAAAUGAUGAUGGAACCAUAAACGCAGAUGAAUUCAAGAUUAUUUACGUUGCUCCCAUGAAGUCGCUAGUACAAGAAAUGGUUGGUAAUUUUGGUAAACGGUUAUCGAUGUAUAACCUUACCGUAUCUGAAUUGACUGGAGAUCAUCAAUUGACUAGAGAGCAGAUUGCAGCUACUCAAGUAAUUGUAUGUACCCCAGAAAAGUGGGAUAUUAUAACUCGGAAGGGAGGGGAGAAGACUUUUACAUCGUUAGUGCGAUUGGUUAUCAUUGAUGAAAUCCAUCUACUGCACGACGAAAGAGGUCCAGUACUAGAGGCGUUAGUAGCGAGAACCAUUCGAAAUAUUGAAACGACACAAGAAGACGUUCGGCUCAUUGGCUUGUCCGCUACUUUGCCAAAUUAUCAAGAUGUCGCCACAUUUUUACGUGUGAAACCUGAGAAAGGAUUGUUCUACUUUGACAAUAGUUUCCGUCCGGUGGCCCUUGAACAACAAUACAUUGGUGUUACCGAGAAGAAAGCACUGAAAAGAUUCCAGGUAAUGAACGAAAUUGUCUACGAGAAAACAAUGGAACAUGCUGGUCGAAAUCAAGUGCUUGUGUUCGUGCAUUCACGGAAAGAAACUGGUAAGACGGCACGUGCUAUAAGAGAUAUGUGUCUUGAAAAGGAUACUCUUGGAAGUUUCUUACGUGAAGGAUCAGCUAGUAUGGAAGUGCUGCGAACAGAAGCUGAACAGGUGAAAAACAAUGAAUUAAAAGAAUUAUUGCCAUACGGUUUCGCUAUCCAUCACGCUGGCAUGUCUCGUGUUGAUCGUACUCUCGUCGAGGAUUUGUUUGCAGAUCGUCAUAUUCAAGUAUUGGUUUCAACGGCUACACUUGCUUGGGGUGUGAAUCUUCCCGCCCACACUGUCAUAAUCAAAGGCACUCAGGUUUAUAAUCCUGAAAAGGGCCGAUGGGUUGAACUCAGUGCUCUGGAUGUUCUACAAAUGUUAGGAAGAGCUGGUCGUCCCCAAUAUGACACAAAGGGUGAAGGCAUCCUUAUAACUAACCACAGUGAAUUACAAUAUUAUUUGUCAUUAUUGAAUCAGCAACUCCCUAUCGAGUCGCAGUUUGUAUCGAAAAUGCCAGACAUGUUGAAUGCUGAAGUGGUUCUGGGUACAGUUCAGAAUGUGAAGGAUGCAGUCAGUUGGCUGGGUUAUACUUAUUUAUAUAUCAGGAUGCUAAGGCAACCGAACUUAUAUGGAAUAUCACAUGAUAAAGCGAAGGAGGAUCCAUUGUUGGAGUUAUAUCGAGCGGAUUUAGUUCAUACGGCUGCUUUGCAUUUGGAUCGGAGUGGAUUAAUGAAAUAUGAUCGGAAAAGUGGUCACUUCCAGGUAACAGAGUUGGGUCGAAUCGCAUCGCACUAUUAUUGCACUCACGACACCAUGAUGACAUACAACCAGCUUUUAAAGCCAACCCUCAGUGAAAUUGAAUUGUUCCGGGUGUUCUCAUUAUCAUCAGAAUUCCGUAACAUUACCGUUCGUGAAGAGGAGAAAUUGGAACUUCAGAAAUUGAUGGAGCGUGUACCUAUCCCCAUCAAGGAAUCAAUGGAGGAACCCAGCGCAAAGGUUAACGUUCUACUUCAAGCUUACAUAUCCCAGUUGAAAUUGGAGGGUUUCGCUUUGAUGUCAGACAUGGUUUUCGUAACGCAGUCAGCCUCUCGUCUUGUACGAGCCAUUUUUGAAAUUGUCCUCCAUCGUGGAUGGGCUCAGUUGGCUGACAAGACGUUAACUUUAUGCAAAAUGAUAGAUCGAAGGAUGUGGCAGUCGAUGUCUCCGUUGAGACAGUUCAAGAAAAUGCCUGAAGAAAUAGCCAAGAAAAUUGAAAAGAAAAACUUCCCAUGGGAAAGGCUUUAUGAUUUGGAACCCAAUGAAAUUGGAGAGUUGAUUCGUGUCCCUAAACUGGGCAAAACAAUCCAUAAAUUCAUUCAUCAAUUCCCGAAGUUGGAAUUGUCGACACAUAUUCAACCGAUUACGAGAUCUACACUCCGCGUGGAAUUGACCAUUACACCAGAUUUUCAAUGGGAAGAGAAAGUUCACGGACAAAGUGAAGGAUUCUGGAUUUUGAUUGAAGACGUCGAUUCAGAGGUGAUUUUACAUCAUGAAUUCUUCUUGCUCAAAGAGAAGUACGCUAACGACGAACACUUGAUUAAAUUUUUCGUGCCAGUGUAUGAGCCUCUUCCGCCUCAAUACUUCUUAAGAAUCGUUUCCGAUCGUUGGAUAGGAGCUGAAACGCAAUUGCCAGUAUCAUUCAGGCAUCUUAUUCUGCCCGAAAAGAACCUUCCUUCGACUGAAUUGCUAGAUUUACAACCGCUUCCAAUAAGUGCUCUGCGGAAUCCAAAGUUCGAGGCGUUCUAUAAUGAAAAGUAUCAACAAUUCAACCCUAUCCAAACACAAGUUUUCAAUGCUGUUUAUAAUAGCGACGAUAACGUGUUCGUUGGAGCUCCAGUGGGCUCAGGAAAAAUGACAAUUGCCGAAUUCGCUAUUAUGAGACUUUUCACUCAAAAUUCGGAAGGAAGGUGUGUUUACUUAGUGUCCAAAGAAUCUUUGGCAGACCUGGUUUUUGGCGAAUGGCAUAACAAAUUUGGGCAACUUGGAAUUAAAGUUGUGAAGCUGACAGGAGAAACUGGUACUGAUUUGAAAUUGCUUGCGAAGGGUCAAAUUAUUGUAACAACGGCCGAGAAAUGGGAUAUCCUUUCGCGGCGUUGGAAGCAGAGGAAGAAUGUUCAAAAUAUUCAAUUAUUCAUUGUUGAUGACUUACAAUUGGUAGGAGGUGAAGAUGGCCCUGUUCUAGAGAUUGUGUGCUCUCGUAUGCGCUAUAUUUCGUCACAAAUCGAGAAACAAAUUCGUAUCGUGGCAUUGGCAUCAUCUUUGGGUGAUGCACGAGAUGUUGCUCAAUGGCUGGGUUGCAAUGCAAACACCACAUUCAACUUCCACCCAAGCGUUCGCCCCAUUCCACUGGAACUUCAUGUUCAAGGAUUUAAUAUUACUCACAAUGCGUCCAGAAUUGCGGCCAUGUCUAAGCCAGUUUACAAUGCUAUUACCAAACAUAGUCCCCAUAAGCCAGUCAUCGUUUUCGUAUCUUCGAGAAAACAAGCUCGACUUACCGCUAUUGACAUUCUAACCUAUUGUGCAUCUGAGUUGCAACCCAAUCGAUUCUUCCACGCUGAAGAAGAGGACAUCAAACCAUUUUUGGAUCGCAUGUCCGAUAAAACCUUGAAGGAAACCCUAUCGCAGGGAGUUGCAUACAUUCACGAAGGUUUGACUGUCUCGGAUCAUCGCCUUGUUGAGCAGUUGUUCGAUUCCGGAGCUGUGCAAAUUGCUGUUGUAACUCGUGACUUAUGUUGGGGACUGAAUAUAUCGGCGCAUUUGGUAAUCAUCAUGGACACACAGUUCUAUAACGGAAAGAAUCAUUCAUAUGAGGACUAUCAAGUAACGGACGUUCUUCAAAUGGUUGGUAGAGCAAAUCGUCCCAUUGAAGAUGUUGAUGCAAAAUGUGUGCUGAUGUGCCAGACUUCUAAGAAAGAUUUCUUCAAGAAAUUCCUCAACGAGCCGUUACCAAUUGAAAGCCAUUUGGAUCACAGAUUACACGAUCAUUUCAAUGCAGAAAUUGUAACCAAAACAAUUGAAAAUAAACAAGAUGCUGUCGAUUAUUUGACUUGGACGUUCCUUUACAGACGUCUGACACAAAAUCCGAAUUAUUAUAAUUUGCAAGGAGUUACACACAGGCAUUUAUCAGACCAUUUAUCUGAGCUUGUUGAAAGCACCCUAAGCGAUUUGGAACAAUCGAAAUGUAUAAGCAUUGAAGAUGACAUGGAUACAUUGCCAUUGAAUUUGGGAAUGAUUGCAGCUUAUUAUUAUAUAAACUACACAACCAUUGAAUUGUUCAGUCUGUCGUUGAACAGUAAGACCAAAAUACGUGGUCUCUUGGAAAUUAUCUCAUCAGCUGCUGAAUAUGAAGAUAUAGUGGUGCGACAUCACGAAGAAAAUAUUUUGCGAAGCUUGGCUCAAAGGUUGCCAAAUAAAUUGACUGGUCCAAAUGACAGUGCUCCAAAGUACAAUGACCCUCAUAUCAAGACAAAUUUGCUGCUCCAAGCCCAUUUGUCUCGUUUGCAACUCGGUCCUGAACUUCAAGGCGAUACCGAAAUUAUUCUGAGCAAAGCCAUACGAUUAAUUCAAGCAUGUGUCGACGUACUUAGUUCUAAUGGUUGGCUUUCACCUGCAGUCGCUGCCAUGGAGUUGGCGCAAAUGGUUACCCAAGCAAUGUGGAGUAAAGAUUCAUAUCUUAAGCAGUUACCGCAUUUCAAUCAAGAAAUUGUCAAGAGAUGCACUGAUAAGCACAUCGAAACUGUUUUCGACAUAAUGGAGUUGGAAGAUGAAGACCGCAUCAAAUUGCUUCAACUGUCUGACUUGCAGAUGGCUGAUGUUGCUCGGUUCUGCAAUCGAUAUCCAAACAUUGAAAUGAAUUUCGAAGUUGCCGAUCAAGACCGAAUCAAUUCAGGAUCGACUGUUAAUGUCGUGGUUCAAUUGGAACGUGAAGAUGAAGUUACUGGACCAGUAAUUGCACCAUUCUUCCCACAGAAACGCGAAGAAGGCUGGUGGGUGGUGAUUGGAGAUCCUAAAACCAAUUCACUUCUGUCAAUUAAGCGACUUACUUUGCAACAAAGGGCUAGAGUCAAGCUGGAUUUCGUUGCUCCAAGUCCAGGUAAUCAUGAAUACACACUUUAUUUCAUGAGCGAUUCGUAUUUGGGCUGCGAUCAGGAGUACAAAUUCUCUAUCGAUGUCGGUGACUUCCAGUCGGAAAGUGAAAGUGAAUCUGAAUAAAAACAUACUGCGAGAAUGGUGUGAUCCAGUAAUACAAGUGUAUCAGAAUUUAUAUUAAAAUAAAGUAGAGUUUUAAAAUGA
Hermetia illucens (black soldier fly) is the source of this 6600-nucleotide messenger RNA. RefSeq names its product putative U5 small nuclear ribonucleoprotein 200 kDa helicase (gene l(3)72Ab). Bases 103 to 6519 code for a protein of 2138 amino acids. Gene Ontology annotation, molecular function: nucleic acid binding; ATP binding; ATP hydrolysis activity. Lineage: Eukaryota; Metazoa; Arthropoda; Insecta; Diptera; Stratiomyidae. The transcript is spliced from 11 exons. Gene Ontology annotation, cellular component: nucleus. The record is from RefSeq and is a predicted model, not a curated record.